Messenger RNA from Cucurbita maxima (winter squash), 1101 nucleotides. RefSeq lists its product as uncharacterized. The transcript is spliced from 2 exons. The coding region runs from base 1 to 1101 and encodes 366 amino acids. NCBI's taxonomy places the organism in Eukaryota, Viridiplantae, Streptophyta, Magnoliopsida, Cucurbitales, Cucurbitaceae. The record is from RefSeq and is a predicted model, not a curated record.
AUGAAAAAUCUCUUGCGUUCCAAUGAAUAUUGGAGUGCUAUUCAAUCUGGUUUCGAGGAACCAAAAGAAAACGAACCACUAAGCGCAGUCGAGCAAAAAGAAAUCGAUGAAGCAAGGCUCAAAAAUCUCAAAGCAAAGAAUUAUCUCUUUCAAUCCAUUGAUAAGAGUUUUUUGAAAACUAUCAUUCAAAAGGAUACUGUCAAGCAAUUGUGGGAUUCAAUCAAACACAAAUAUCAAGAAAAUGCUAGAGUGAAGCGAGCCCAGCUACAACGACUUUGUAGAACAUUCGAAACUUUAGAGAUGAAAGCAGGAGAAGGUGUUUCUGAGUAUUUUACAAGAGUUAUGUCUACUGCUAAUGACAUGAGGAAUUGCGGAGAAGAUAUGCCGGAUGUCAAAAUUGUUGAGAAAAUACUUCGAAGUCUCACCGAUAAAUUCAACUUUGUAGUAUGCUCAAUUGAAGAAUCUAAGGACAUUGAUCAAUUAACAGUCGAUGAAUUACAAGCAUCUUUGCUUGUACAUGAACAAAAGGUGAUUGAUAAGAGUAAAGAGCAGGUUCUGCCGGUGGAGAAUAUACAAAGAUAUGGACAAGGAAGAGGCAGAGGGACAUUUCAGAGAGGAAGAGUUUACUCUAGAGGAUGGGGAAGAGGUAGAUCUUUUGUGAACCGGUCGGCCAUCAACUAUUUUCAAUGUGGAAAGCAAGGAGGAAGAAUGUUAUUGAUGGCGUACACAAAGAAAGGUAAAGUUGAAAGAGAAGGCAUUUGGUUUCUCGAUUCCGGGUGCUCAAAUCAUAUGACAGGGGACAAAACAUGGUUCGUUGAGCUUUACAAAAGUUUCAAACACACUGUUAGGUUGGGAAAUAGCUCAAAAUUGGCAGUUGAAGGAAGAGACAGUGUCAGAUUCGAAGUUGAAGGUAUCACACAAAUCGUGACAAAUGCCUACUAUGUCCUCAAUCUCACUAACAAUUUGCUAAGCAUAGGGCAGCUACAGGAGAAGCGCUUGAUGCCGAAGAAGUUGUGGGCGGAAUUAGCAAGAUGGGCAGCUCAUGUUCUGAAUCACAGUUACACAAAGGCAAUCAAGGACAUGGUUCCUGAGGAGAAGUAG